UUGGGUUAGACGUGUGCGCGCGGGUAAAUUAUAUUUCUUGGGGAGAGAUUUUUCAUCAUCUGUCAAGAAUGCUUUUAUGCUUGUAACGGUCGGAUACCCACAAUGUAAUUAUUUCGUAUACGCGUUCGGAGAGGACUAUUACGCAAAUAAUGUUUUGCGCUAAACUGAAGGAUCUUAAGAUUGCGGGCGAAUGCCCCUUUUCCAUGGUCGUGGGAAAUGAGGAACCCGCCGACUUUAAAGAAAGCAAUGCAGUAAAUGUUUUGCCAAUAUCCAGAGCGGUGCAGGGCAAUAUUGCAAACAUUCUACCCAGACGCAAAACAAGCCGGAGCAAAGUUAAUCUGCAUUCACUGGGCGAGAGCAUCCGAAAACUGGUGUGUCCGGAGUUCGAGAAAUUACGAAAUGCAAUGGUCAGAGUCAUGAAAGAGCAGUCAGAUGUCCCUUGCCCUAUAGUAUGCACUACUGCUGUAGAUCAGACGAUGGAGAAAUCUGAACAAUUAUCAGAUGUAUUGAAGAACUAUUCCCUUAAAACAGGUAUCCACAUGGACUCUCUCAGGAUUUCUCUAGGCACGGAGGUGUUUCGGGAUUGUUACGAAGAGGAUGGUCAUAUUCUGAGAGUAGUGGGGGGAGCGCUCCAUGAUUUUCUCAACAGCUUUAAUGUUCUCUUAAAGCAAAGCACACCGCCCACUCCUGAGGUACAGCGCUACAUCCACCAAGCCUCCAUCCUCUGUCUGGACAAAGAUCCAGGACUCCUGACUGUCUAUUACUUCAAUCCCCUCCCCACCACUGAGCUCUUCUUCCCGGGUAUUAUCCAGGCGGCAGCACAUUUUCUCUACUGCACUCGGGUGGAGGUCAGAAUGGAUGUUGGGGGUAAAGACAGUGGUGCUCUACAGGCCAAUCAUCAGCCUCAUCUGCUGUACUCUGUGGUGGUCAGAGAUGGCAGGAGCCUGACACCAAGCCCAAUGAGGACACAUUCGUCUGGAGACAUCCCCCUGUCGCUACUCUACUCCACUUUUCCCUUCCACAUACUUUUUGAUCAGGAAAUGUGCCUGAUGCAGAUUGGAGAUGGGUUGAGGAGGAGGCUGGGGCGUUGCAGAGAAGGUCAGAGGAGAUCUGCCUUCAACGAGCACUUUGCCAUUGUUUCACCUGAGAUACGCACCAGCUUCCAGGAUAUUUUGACCAUGCUUAACACACAGUUUGUGCUGCGUGUGAAACAGCCUGGGACGAGCUCUGCAGACAGUCUCGGAAAGCAUAUGGACCUGAAGGGACAGAUGAUCUUCAUGUCAGAGAUGAGUGCACUCCUCUUCCUCGGCUCUCCAUGUGUUGAUAAGCUAGAAGAGUUGACAGGACGGGGCCUCUACCUCUCUGACAUUCCCAUCCACAACGCACUAAGAGACGUUGUUCUGGUCGGGGAGCAGACCAAGGCCCAGGAUGGUUUAAAAAAGCGUCUGGGCAAAGCCAAAGCCGCUCUGGAACAGGCACAUCAGGCACUGGAAGAAGAAAAGAGGAGGACGGUAGACCUGCUCUUCACAAUAUUUCCAGGGAACGUCGCUCAGCAUCUCUGGCAGGGGCUUCCUGUGCAGGCGAAGAAGUUUAAUCACGUUACGGUGCUGUUUUCAGAUAUUGUGGGCUUUACUGCGAUCUGCUCACGAUGCACGCCCAUGCAGGUGGUAAAUAUGCUUAGUGAGCUGUACACUAGAUUUGACCACCACUGCGGAGAAUUGGAUGUGUAUAAGGUGGAAACCAUCGGCGACGCAUACUGUGUAGCUGGAGGGUUACACAAAGAGAGUCCGACCCACGCUGUCCAGAUUGCUCACAUGGCUCUAAAGAUGAUGGAGCUGUCUGAUGAGGUCACGACUCCCAUGGGGGAGGUCAUCAAGAUGCGUAUCGGACUCCACUCAGGCUCGGUCCUGGCUGGUGUGGUUGGUGUUAAAAUGCCCCGCUACUGCCUUUUUGGCAACAAUGUUACUUUAGCCAAUAAGUUUGAGUCUUGUAGCCUGCCCAGGCAGAUAAAUGUCAGUCCCACCACAUACAGAUUGUUAAAGGAUUGUCCAGAGUUCACCCUUAUUCCCCGGACGAGAGAGGAUCUUCCACCCAACUUUCCCGCCAACAUCCCUGGUGUUUGUUACUUCCUGCAAGCCUGUGAUCAAAGGAAAUGUCCUGCUUUUUAGAUGCUAUGUAGAGGAAGCUCAAUUCAGUGGAUGAAAUGUAAAUGAAUUAAUGCUGGAAACAGUGGGCUAAUGCUUGUCACUGUGUAUCUUUUAGUCGAGACAGAGGAAUAUUACCAUCCAAGUGUUUAAUGUUGUCAAACAAUCUAUCAAACAAUGUUCAUUCGAAAGGUUCUAAUGAGCCCAGAUUUUAUUCACAGUGGCAUUGUCUGGAUCUUGUGAGAUGUUAAAAGACUGAACCUCUGUUAUUCUGGUAAAAGUGAUUUAUUUCUAGACUUCCUAACAGCAUUCACAUUUGUAUCCAUAUUGAUUGAUGGUUUCUUUACAUUCUCAAUGUCAAGAGUGAUUUGUAGCGUAUAACGACAUUUAGUUCUAUUUUAAUAAUCUAACUAGAGCACUUGCACAUGGGUCAUGUCAUUGACAUUGUACUACACACUCAGUGGAGUAAGGUAGCAGAGCCUGCCACAAUUAU
Triplophysa dalaica is the source of this 2637-nucleotide messenger RNA. It is a transcript of the gene gucy1a1, whose product is annotated as guanylate cyclase 1 soluble subunit alpha 1. Bases 150 to 2168 code for a protein of 672 amino acids. Gene Ontology annotation, cellular component: guanylate cyclase complex, soluble. Lineage: Eukaryota; Metazoa; Chordata; Actinopteri; Cypriniformes; Nemacheilidae. Gene Ontology annotation, molecular function: heme binding; guanylate cyclase activity. The transcript has 8 exons. Gene Ontology annotation, biological process: cGMP biosynthetic process; response to oxygen levels. The record is from RefSeq and is a predicted model, not a curated record.